Messenger RNA from Pseudovirgaria hyperparasitica, 466 nucleotides. RefSeq lists its product as uncharacterized. Lineage: Eukaryota; Fungi; Ascomycota; Dothideomycetes; Acrospermales; Acrospermaceae. The record is from RefSeq and is a predicted model, not a curated record. The transcript has 2 exons. Bases 118 to 387 code for a protein of 89 amino acids.
GGCUAUUUUUAGUACCAGGAAGAAAAAUGGGCCGGACCACAACCAGCGCAGUGUAUUUAUGUCUGCUAUCAUUAUGAGACACGAACGAUCCUACGAACAACAAUAUCGCCCUGAAAGAUGCUGCGGGAAGCAACAGACAUCGAGCGCAUCAUCUCCGAGAUAGACUCUUGUCGAGAACAGCUGCAUACGACGACCCUAGAGAGGCUGGUAGAGGAAAACAUGAACUUGGCGCAGCAGAUCCGCAUGUAUCGUACGUAUUGCGACUCGAUCCAGCGAGCAUCAGACAUUGCAGUAGCUAGCAUGGAACGAUUGCAGAACGCUCGCAGCUACUGCGGAGAACGGACUCGAAUUCCUCGGCGUGAAUCCAUUAGAUUUAGCUGGAUAUAAAUAAAAAUCCAUGUUACUGCCUGCCUUUAAAUACAUGCGGUGUCAGAGCGUUGUUAGCAGGCAUGAUCAUGGGAAGUGA